Molecule: messenger RNA, 606 nt
Organism: Ctenocephalides felis (cat flea)
Lineage: Eukaryota; Metazoa; Arthropoda; Insecta; Siphonaptera; Pulicidae
Product: ragulator complex protein LAMTOR2-like
Exons: 4
Coding region: 124-501 (125 amino acids)
Biological process (GO): positive regulation of TOR signaling; cellular response to amino acid stimulus
Cellular component (GO): Ragulator complex
Molecular function (GO): guanyl-nucleotide exchange factor activity; molecular adaptor activity
Source: RefSeq, a predicted model, not a curated record
AUGAUGUUUAUGUGAAAUGUCAAUUGUCGUAGUAGUUUACAGUUAAAUAUAUUAAUUUGUUCAUCGAAAGUUGAAUUAAUUGAUGAAUACGUUUUAUUAUUAACUGUUUUGUGUAAAAAUAAAAUGUUGAAACCAAAGGCUCUAACCCAAGUACUGAGCCAAGCGAAUAGUGGAGGGAUAGAAAUAACAUUACUCUUAAAUCGUGAAGGCGCAUUAUUAGCUUAUGCCGGAUAUGGAGACAAAGAUGCUAGGAUUACAGCAGCAAUCACAAGCAAUAUUUGGGCCGCAUAUGAAAAAAAUGGCAAGAAUGCAUUUAAAGAAGAUUGUUUACAAAUGAUAUUUAUAGAGUGCGCAGAAGGCAGAGUAGCCGUAAUACAAGUUGCCAAUCUGUUGCUAUGCCUUUAUGCUCGGCAAACUGUGGGCUUUGGUUUACUGAAAGAAAAAGCAAGUGCUCUUGUACAAUAUCUGGAAGAACCAUUGAAAUUAGUUGCGACAUCGUAACUCUAAUGAAUUAGGAACGUAAUUGUACAUUUAUUUGAUAAGCAAGAAUUUCUCAACACCAAAUUCUAUGUGGAAUAUUUUUGUUCAACAAUAUCAAUUGUAAAU